AUGGCGGAAAAUAAUACCGGAAUUUUAAACUCUGAACAAUGUCCUCAGUUCUUCAAGUUCUACAUGCCUGCGCAUUGCUCUACGCAACUGCGAAUACCACCUGCAUUUCUCAAGUACUUUGGGGAUUCUUUACCCUUCAAGUUUAACCUUAUAACUUGUUCAAGAAACUCAUGGAAGGUGGAUAUGAACAAGAUUGAUGACGAUGUCUACUUCAAAUCCGGAUGGGAGAAAUUCGUGCAAGAUAAUUCCCUCGAAUUUGGUGAUUUCCUCAUCUUUUACUACAAUGGUGGAUCAAAUUUCUUCGUGAGUAUAUCCGGAAAAAACAACUGUUUAAAGGAAAACAACAACACUGAAAGUGAAAAUCAAUCAACACCCAUACAAGAAACAGAAACCGAAACAAACACAACAACUGGUAAUGAACAGAUUGAAGAUAGCAAUUUUUCAUUUGACAUAAAGAUUCAGCCAUGUUAUUUGAGGAAUCAGUACAUGAAUUUACCAAGGGUGUUUUAUGAGGGUGUGAAGGAGGAGUAUAGAUCAAUGGCUAAGCUUCAACAUUUGGGAAGAACAUGGGAUGUGAAAGUGGUUGAUUGUUGUGACAGAAUUAGGUUUACAGAUGGAUGGAGAUUGUUUGCUAUGGAGAAUUGUUUGGGAGUUGGAGAUGUUUGUUGUUUUAAGGUGGUUGAUGUUAAACCUGAAUUUUAUUUACUGGAUGUGUCUUUUUGUAGGGAAAUGUAG
This is a messenger RNA of Lactuca virosa, 735 nucleotides long. The record is from the annotation of a GenBank genome assembly. Lineage: Eukaryota; Viridiplantae; Streptophyta; Magnoliopsida; Asterales; Asteraceae.